AUGAUGGCAUUGGCUGUUCCAACGGCAGACUACACUUACGACGACUGUCGAGUGGCUGUAAAAGCUGGUCAACUGGGUCUACCGAUGACCUCGAAUCUGAUCACCGUCGAAAGACUUAGAAGUCGGCUAGGAUUGACGCGAAUUAAGAUCGAGGACUCGGCUCUGGUCAAGAACAUGCUGUCGUUUCAGAAUCGAGAGCCUCAACCGAUAGAUCUGACCGAAUUCGCAAACAGUUUGAACGUUACCGUCGAGGACGGUUCAUUGAUCAGCCUCUUCAAAAUGCAUCUAGAGAAUGAACACUCGUCGACCAUAGAUUUUAAAAAGUACUUGUUGGCCGAGUACAUCUUGCAGAAAGCCACCUCCAAAGACGACCUGAUCGUAUUGGCUUUUAAGUUGUACGGUGAAUAUUUUGAUAAAGAAAUGUUCGAGUACGUGUUAAACCUUGUCUACAAUCUUUCGAAAUCCGAAGCUUCCGUCAUUUACAACGAAAUGACUGACAAACCCAAUGAAAUAAGAUUGGCGGACUACUUACAAUACGGGAAACAGUAUCCUGAAAAAAUUGAGUCCUUGCAAAACCUCAGUAAGAAUUCGGCACCCAGAACCGUAACAGACUUUUCCAGUUGCGGUCAAUCGUUCCACGUCGCUAUGGACGACGACAAGAAGUAUCAAUGACAUACGGAACAUUCUACAAGUACAAUUGUACCUGUUGCAGACUGAUAUUAAAAAUAUUUUUUUAAGGUUUUAUAAUAUUAUACUAUUUGUUAUACAUAUACAUAUUAUAUWAUAUUUUGUUACUUAUUGUAUAUUUAAGGAAUAUUUAGAUUUAAGAACUCUCGAUGCAGUACGGUAUGUGUGAGAUGAUGUAGGUCAUAGUUCUUAUAUCAAACCUAUAUACAUACAUACGUAUUGAUUGUAAAAAUAUAAAUAUCACCUAUGUCCUUUGUGCUUAUAUAGUCUAUAGUUUUGGUAUCUGUAUCAUAAUAAUCUAUUAUCUUAUGUAGUAUGCAUAUAUUAUAUGCAGUGUUUAAUGCUGUUACCUAUAAUACAUAAUA
This is a messenger RNA of Diuraphis noxia (Russian wheat aphid), 1052 nucleotides long. It is a transcript of the gene LPCAT, whose product is annotated as lysophosphatidylcholine acyltransferase. The record is from RefSeq and is a predicted model, not a curated record. Lineage: Eukaryota; Metazoa; Arthropoda; Insecta; Hemiptera; Aphididae. Gene Ontology annotation, molecular function: lysophosphatidic acid acyltransferase activity. Gene Ontology annotation, cellular component: endoplasmic reticulum.